UCCGUGAGCGGCGGCGGCGGCGGCGGCGGCUCGUGAGUCCCGGUCCCUCCCAGCGCGGCCUCCCCGCCCCGCCCGGCCCGGCCCGGCCCGGCGGCCCCGGCAGGAGAACCCAGCUGCCAAGGCUGUCGUGUUAUGACGACCCCCAACAAAGGAAACAAGGCCUUGAAGGUGAAGAGGGAGCCAGGCGAGAAUGGGACCAGCUUGACAGACGAGGAGCUGGUGACCAUGUCUGUGCGAGAGCUGAACCAGCACCUGCGGGGCCUGUCCAAGGAGGAGAUCAUCCAGCUGAAGCAGCGCCGGCGCACGCUGAAGAACCGGGGCUACGCCGCCAGCUGCAGAGUGAAGCGCGUCACCCAGAAGGAGGAACUGGAGAAGCAGAAGGCAGAGCUGCAGCAAGAAGUGGAGAAGCUGGCCUCAGAGAACGCCAGCAUGAAAAUGGAACUUGAUGCUCUCCGCUCCAAAUACGAGGCCCUCCAGAACUUCGCCCGAACCGUGGCCCGGAGCCCCGUGACCCCUGCACGGGGGCCUCUCGCCUCCAGUAUGGGGCCCCUCGUCCCUGGCAAGGUGGCUACCACCAGUGUCAUCACAAUAGUGAAAUCCAAAACGGACGCCCGGUCUUAGUGAAGCGAGCGUUGCCUGAGCUUGUCUGUGCAGGGCAGUUAGGCACAAAACCAGCCUGGAAUCCCUAAAGCACAAGCCCUCCCCACAUGGGUCCGGGUUCCUUUGACUUGGCCCAGGACUGGCCUGCUGAUCGCUCCAGUUUAUUUUGUUGUGUCCAGAUUGGUAUGAGCAGUGGUGAUGCAUCCCUUGUCCUGUGCAGACAGAGCUUCCCACCCAGCAGUCUGUAGCCCUCGGGUGCCCUGGGGACAGGCUGUGAGAUUUUGGUUUUCUACCCAAAGAAAAUCUGUGCAGCGUGGCUGAGAGAAGGGUGGAGGAGUGGCCCGAGGAAAGCUUUCUUCCUGGGGGCUGGGAACCCUAAUUUUCGGUCACUUCCAAAGGCUUUAUUUCAUGACUCUUCCAGGUGGUGCAUCUCAGCGCCUGAACCUGCUGCUUUUGUCUCCCUUGGUACCUGUAGUUACAGUUGGGGUGUUCUGUGUCCUAGGUUUUAUUCCUUUCUAGGUGUGCCUCUGUGCCCUAGCCGUGGGUGUCCCUCAGGCCGUGCCGUUGGCUGUGUGAGCUGGCAGUGCUGGGGGACGGCGCUGCCGUGUCUGGAGCCCCCGCAGGGAAGGAAGGAAGGAGGCAGCAGCGGGACGGUGUGGACUGCAGGCCGGUUUUGUGCCUAAUGUGUUGCACUGAACAAGACCAAAAUCACUAGUUGUUCCCGUGUUUCGAGGGUAUCAAGUGUCUCUAGUGUGAUGGUUUACACAACCAGUUUAUGUGGUUAAAUAGCCCUUUAUUUAAAGAGAGAAACAUCAUUUUAAGAAUUAUUAAAUUAUCUAAGUUUAAAAUUGGACAGAAGAGAGAGCGUAUUUAUAGUCAGCUUUUUUACCUGAGAAGGUGAGAAUAUUUGACCAUAUGAGUGGGGAAAUAUUCUCAGAGACUUUGCUAGUUAAAAGUUAAUAAAUAAAUAAUUUUAAAGUUUCUCAUGAACCUCCCGCAAACUGUUUGUGGCUCUGAGGUUAGUUUUUAUAAAGAGUUAUCAGACUUUAUUUAUAAAACUUAGAAAAAGACAAAAAAAGAGGCAAGUCCUGUUUGAUAUCUUUUUGCAAUUGUACCAAAAGUGACUUAUUCUUGACCUGGCUAGUUUCUGUGGUGUCCCCUGGUGUUGGGCGCUCUCUCCCCGAGCUCUCGUGCAGCGCUGUGGUGUGCUGGUGCCUUUGCCAUGUGCUGUCAUUUCACACUGUUGUCGUUUUCCCUAAACUCGACUGAGAGAGUGAGUUGGAAUCUCUCUGAAUUCUCCAGAAGGGUUCUGGUGCACAGGCGAAGGUGCUGCUGUUUUUGGGGACAGGAAUGGCUGGCUGGUGCCACGAGGCCUGCCCCGAGGCGUGGGGGCAGCACAGGCAGCUCCUGCUCAGCAGCCAGUGCCAGGCUAGCUCGGUUAUCUGGAGAGGAAGAAUGCUGCACUCUUCUUGUGCAGCAAACCUGUCAGAGAAGUAA
Camarhynchus parvulus is the source of this 2097-nucleotide messenger RNA. RefSeq names its product MAF bZIP transcription factor G (gene MAFG). Lineage: Eukaryota; Metazoa; Chordata; Aves; Passeriformes; Thraupidae. Gene Ontology annotation, biological process: regulation of epidermal cell differentiation; regulation of transcription by RNA polymerase II. The transcript is spliced from 3 exons. The record is from RefSeq and is a predicted model, not a curated record. Gene Ontology annotation, cellular component: nucleus. The coding region runs from base 133 to 621 and encodes 162 amino acids. Gene Ontology annotation, molecular function: RNA polymerase II cis-regulatory region sequence-specific DNA binding; DNA-binding transcription factor activity, RNA polymerase II-specific.